AUGGAUAGACACAGAAAACGCCACUGCUGGGAAUGUCGUCGACUGUGUUUGGUCUGUGAUUUCACCGAGCCUGCGUGCAGGAGGUGCUUUUUGUCUGGUAUCGAAUGUCCGGGAUACAGUGAUGUCAAACCAACAAAAUUCAAGUGGCUCAUACCUGGGCGAAUCACAUCUCGCCAUCGAGUACGAAAGAGGACUGCUUCCGAUGUCAUGGACAAUAAUCGGAACGAAAUGAAGACUACCAGAACCACAAAGCUAGCGACGACGAAGAAAGGCUUGUUGAUACCCCAGUUCGAGAUCCUGACAGAGGCUCAUAUAAUUGGGCAAGCUGCACAGUACUUCAAUUCUUGUAUAUAUCAAGACCUCCUCCCAAUCCAAGAAUUGGGACCAAAUCCUCAUAUAUACCCAAUCUCGGCCACACAUCUCAAAGUGGCAGCAACACGCCCAGACUACUUGCUAUUUGGGAUGAUAUGCAUGACCCUCAGUCACCGCAUCAACCGAACGAGGAGUGAAUCCUCCUCGAAGGCCCUGGCUCAAAAAUUCUACCUCUACUGGGGCCUUUCCGUACGCUCCCUCAACAGGCGCCUCGAUGUGAAAGAUGGGCAGUUGGAUGAUCUUGUUCUUGUCAGUGUAAUGACCCUUUUGCUCACCGAUGUCCAAAUGGGCACCUCGCUUAACUGGAGAUGUCAUCUGGACGGACUUCACAAAAUGAUAGCGCUACGGGGUGGCUAUAAAGUACUUGCUACAUCGUGGAGUCUAGAGCCGCUGCUCAUUUGCCUGUGGUUUGUUGCGGUGAUCGCGAAUACAACAUGUCCAGCAUCAGACCUCACUAUGACCAGUUCGCAGCUGGACGAAAUCGAAUUCUUGCAAAAACAGUACAGCGAUGCGGCAUCCCCAUUCAUGAUGUGCCCUUUUACAUUGUUCGCCCAGAUUAUCAAGAUCAAUCAUCUUCGGAUGCGAGCCACUGCAUGUGAGACGAAGGAGAUCAAUGACCUCUCGCAAGAGGCCUACAAUAUACUGGAGAGAAUCCAUGAUUUCUCGCCAGAAGAAUGGGCAAAUUCCAAAUUCUCGUCUAAAGCUGACUGGUUGCUCAUAGGCAAGGUAUACCAAGCAUCCAUAGUAUUAUACUGUAUCCUGUCCCUACAAAGCUUAUCCGUUCUCCCCACGACGGCUUUACUGCAAGCCAGCUGCUCCGCACAUGGCCGUCAUCUACAUUUACUUCUAGAUCAGGGGCUAGCAUCACAAAAGAUCAAACGCUUCAUGAUUUGGCCUCUAGUCUUACUUGGAGUGCAAGCCAUUCAUGAGGACUUAGCUACCCGAGCUUUUGUUUCGAAGCAGCUGCCAGAACUGAGUCGCGAUGUCGGUACCUACGUCCCACUGAUGGCGAAGCGUGUUCUGGAGUCAUUUUGGGGGUCGGGAAAGACGGAUUGGGAUGCUUGUUUUGACAGGCCGUAUGUGUUUACGACACAGAUCGCUGUGGAUACUAGCCGCUGCCGAUGA
Molecule: messenger RNA, 1497 nt
Organism: Mollisia scopiformis
Lineage: Eukaryota; Fungi; Ascomycota; Leotiomycetes; Helotiales; Mollisiaceae
Exons: 4
Coding region: 1-1497 (498 amino acids)
Biological process (GO): positive regulation of transcription by RNA polymerase II
Cellular component (GO): nucleus
Molecular function (GO): zinc ion binding; transcription cis-regulatory region binding; DNA-binding transcription factor activity, RNA polymerase II-specific
Source: RefSeq, a predicted model, not a curated record